CAACACAACACUACCCCCAAACUGUUAAUAUAUCCCUUAUUCCUCUUUCCUCCUAUAUAAUUUAAAAAUUAAUUAAUAUUUCCUCCUCCUCUUCUUCUUCUUCAUCUUCUUCUUUAUUUCCGUUCCCAUCCUCGAUUCUUGCGUUCCAUUCUAUCUUUAACCUUCACCUUCACUCUCUCUCUCUCUCUCUAAACUCCUCUCCUAGCUACCCAUUUUCAAGAACAGAUAUUGGCAAAACCUGCUUUCGAGUUGAAGCUGCUUCCUUCUUUGUCACGGCGGAAGAGCAUUUGAUCCAACAGAUCAGGAGAAGCUAGGGGCUAGCGAAAUAUAUAUAUUAUAAUACACACACAUAUAUAUAUAUACAGAGAGGGAGGGAGAGGGAGAGGAUGAUGCCAGGAAACGGGCAGCUUUCAGUCCCGCCAGGCUUCCGGUUCCAUCCGACCGACGAGGAGUUGCUGUACUACUAUCUGAGGAAGAAGGUUUCCUACGAAGCCAUUGAUCUCGAUGUCAUCCGAGAAGUCGAUCUCAACAAGCUCGAGCCUUGGGAUCUCAAAGACAAGUGCAGAAUCGGGUCUGGUCCUCAGAACGAGUGGUACUUCUUCAGCCACAAGGACAAGAAGUAUCCUACGGGAACCCGGACUAACCGCGCCACCAGGGCCGGGUUCUGGAAGGCGACGGGGCGGGACAAGGCCAUUCACCUCAGCUCCACCUCCAAGAGGAUUGGCAUGAGGAAAACCCUCGUCUUCUACACCGGCCGCGCCCCCCAUGGCCAGAAAACCGAUUGGAUCAUGCACGAGUAUCGACUUGAAGACGACGACGCUCAAGUUCAGGAAGAUGGCUGGGUGGUUUGCAGAGUGUUCAAGAAGAAGAUCCAAACGAGGGGCUUCCAGCCAGAAGCCGCCGGAGAAGACCACUUCGCCGAUCACACGAGGGCAGCAGCCGCCACAGCCCCGCCGGACCCCAAACACAACCUCCAUACAGGCGCCGCUCUCUACGACUGCAGCUUCAACGGAUCCAUGCACCUGCCCCAACUACUCAGCACCGAAUCCGCCGUCCACCCGUCUUUUCUGCCUCCGGCAAUGUUCCACACCAUGGACGUAGACUGUUCCCAGAGCCUGCUGCGACUGACGUCCUCCGGCUACGGCGGACUCCUCCACCACCACCACGAGAGGUUUAACGGCGAGUGGUCAUUCUUGGACAAGCUUCUGGCUUCUACUUCCCAUCAGAAUAACGCCGCAGCGGCGGCGCAAGCUCUUGAUCACGUGGGUUCUUCGUCGGCCCAUCGAUUCCCGUUUCAGUAUCUUGGUUCCGAGACGGACGUCCUCAAGUUCGCUUCCAAGUAGGAACGAUCGACGGCCAUGAUCUCGUGUCGCCGUAGCUGUUUGUUAAGUCUCGUUCCGCCGUCACCGACGGCGACAUUACGUUUCUUCCUAUCAGAGAGUAUUUGGUUGGAAUCACUUCUAACUGUUAUUUAGUAUGUAGCUAAUAGUUAUGCUUAUGUCUCAAUUCUAUAAAUAUAUAUAUAUAUAUAAUUUAUAUCUACCAAUAUAUAUAUAUAUAAUUAAUGGGUGAUUGUAUA
Molecule: messenger RNA, 1579 nt
Organism: Diospyros lotus (date-plum)
Lineage: Eukaryota; Viridiplantae; Streptophyta; Magnoliopsida; Ericales; Ebenaceae
Product: protein SOMBRERO
Exons: 4
Coding region: 387-1343 (318 amino acids)
Biological process (GO): regulation of DNA-templated transcription
Molecular function (GO): DNA binding
Source: RefSeq, a predicted model, not a curated record